Molecule: messenger RNA, 327 nt
Organism: Apiotrichum porosum
Lineage: Eukaryota; Fungi; Basidiomycota; Tremellomycetes; Trichosporonales; Trichosporonaceae
Exons: 4
Coding region: 1-327 (108 amino acids)
Source: RefSeq, a predicted model, not a curated record
AUGGCCUCGUCAAGUUCAGUGCCCGGCAGCCGCGUCCCCCAGGGAGAGGUCAUUAUGGACUUCGCCGACGGUGGCCAGUACAUCAAGCACCAGCUCGAGAACUCGGUUGUCGCCCUUGAGCGCCGCCGCCUUACGCGCGACGAGGCCGCCAAGGCCAGCCGCGCGAUGGAGGCGUUGGAAGUCAAGGCUCCUGCCCCCGUCAACGCCGCCGAUGCCGACCUUAUCGUCAAGGAGCUCGGUGUUUCGCGCGAGGAGGCCGAGAACGCCCUGCGUUCCGAGAAGGACGUGACCAAGGCGCUGGUCAAGCUUACUGCUCCCCGCAGGUAG